Molecule: messenger RNA, 2534 nt
Organism: Hylaeus anthracinus
Lineage: Eukaryota; Metazoa; Arthropoda; Insecta; Hymenoptera; Colletidae
Gene: Tab2
Product: mucin-2
Exons: 8
Coding region: 267-2075 (602 amino acids)
Molecular function (GO): ubiquitin binding
Source: RefSeq, a predicted model, not a curated record
AGUGCACAGCUGAUCAGUGGCCACGACGGACGGUCUCAUCGCUUGUUCGUGCUUUGAAACCUUCGAAAACGACAGAAAAGUUACUGUUAAUCGCGUCACCGUACAGUGACAGUUGAAAUUCGAAUACUCGACAGGUGGGAAAAAGUUGCACCGUCUGCGAAAGUGUCUUCGUUAAGUGUUCGAAGUGUGCGUUACCGUUCCUCGUUCGUUGGACAUUUCCAAUGGUUGCCGUCCGGUAGGCCUUGCCAGGAGGAUGGGGGCCCACGAUGGGGGAGUGCCAUUGCUCUAACAUCGCUAUCAUGCAGCUGUUCCAUGAGCUGAAGCAGCAGUUCCCUGCGCUCCCUGAUCACGUCGUCUCCCAGUGCAUUGCCCAGAACAGUCACGAUCGGGAGACAUGCGCGAGGAGCCUGCGCGCCACCCAAGAGUCACGACCGUCUCCGGGCGCAUUCCCACCGGCUGCUCUCUGCGGCGUGCUCCAGCAGCAACAGCAGCAACAACCGUCGCCACAGCAACACCCACAGCAGCAACGAACGAGCUUGGCAACGCAGCAACGUUGCUGCGCUAUGAGCCUGGCGCAACGAACCACAGCGACAAGUAGCAACACGCGAGCACACAGACCAGCCUCACUGGACAUCGGCACCACGCGACGCUGCCCUCUCAGCUGUACACGCGCGAACACGAUAUCGGCGUCGUCCCCAAUCGCGGCUAACCCUGCCACCCCCUUCUCGGCGCCGGCUGCCUGCCCCAACAGAAGCUUUUUCGACGAUUGCACGGGCCCAGCGGACGCCAACUGCACCAAUCACAUCCAGAACGCGGGGAAGGAGCCACCUGGAUUCGAGCUGAACGUUAACGUUGCCUGCAGUCCUGCCGGCAAUCGCGAUUUUCGAACGGUGCCGACGAUUGGCGGCGUCUGUAAACGAAGCGAAUUGAUCAUCGAUCCGCGGUCACAUUACGCGGAGCCGGUGGUGAACGUGGAAAACACGGGUCCGCAGAUCGAUCACACACGAAGCUACACGUCGGUCAGCCUGACGCUGAGGCCGCCGUCCUCGGAGCCUCAACCUCCGAUCGACAUCAGAUCGCAGGGCUCGAGUCUGACCUACUCGAGCUCCUCCCUCGAUCCUCGGGGUUUUCAGAGUCGCUUGCAGAUCAGCAUCGGCGCAGGAGCCGUUGGCAGCGUGGCCGCUGCGAGGAUCAGACCGCCCAUGGGCUCCAGCAGGCCAAACAGCUUGAUACCACCAGUUCAAACCGGUCCUCAGAGGCCACCAGGUCUUCCAGCAGGACCACCUAGCCAGUUGCCGAGGCCCACGACGACUAUGAGCGCUCCAACCACACCUUCUGUACCAUCGACAACGAACAUCGUUCCUACCAACAGCCUUCCAACGACACCGUCAGGACCGACGACGACCUCGCCACCCUCUAGUCCCGUUGGCGAACGAAUACAGCCCAAUUCCGAUCAGAAUCGAUCGCCGUUGAAUCAAGUGGCGGAGCACCAAAGGAAAUUGGUAGCUGAGCAGUUAGCCAGAAAGGAAAGACUCGCCAGGGAACUGAGGGCCGAGAAAGGACGACUCGAAGCAAUGAAGAAAGAACUGCAGUCUCUCACAAGGCCAUACGAUUCCAUGCCGCCACAGGAGCUGAAGCUGAAGCUGAGAAGCGAAAUUUAUCAGCUGCAGCUCGAGUGUGACAGACUAGCAGACGAAGUGGAUCAGUGGUCGGACCCAAGAGUACCGCUGGGUGAAACGAAUGAAGAGUUUUAUCAGGACAUUUACACCGGUCAGCCUCUACCACCGGUACCUGGCAGUUUUAAUCCACCGCCUUUGCCAAGUCAACCUCCUGCCUGGCGAUCGGAGCUGACCGGUAACAACGUCGACAGAGAUGAACGAGAUGGUCCCUCUUGGGUCUGUAGAAUGUGUACAUUUGGUAAUCAUCCGUUGAUGAACAAAUGCGAACAAUGCGACAUGCCGAGACUGUUGGAUCAUGGAAACACAGGUACGGCUACGGAGAAAUCGAUAGGGGAACUUUCAACCUCGUUAAAACGCUUCGUCGUCGCUCCACCGCCCCCUCCACCACCGGAAUGAUAGACUGACGUGUGUGCCUUAACAGCAUGUGUUUUUUUACGUGAUACUUUUGGCGAAUUGACUGACUUUUACGCUUCGAAUACUGUGACGGAAGUGCACAACCAAAGGUGAUAUUUGUUAAUUACUAAUUAGAAUACUUGCUCAUGAAAAUUGUAUACGUGUCCAUUUACGGUAGCCGCAAAUGAAGUGGAAUGGCAUAAUACGAAUAAAAUAAUUCUUUUGGGUUGUCCAGAAAGUUCGUGUCAAUUUUUAAGAAAAACUCAAAGGCACAUUUGAAUGUUGACAUGUAUUUUCCAGACAACCCAAUAUAACGUACUUAAUGUUAAAAGUAAUAGCUGGUUCUGUGAUUUUUUAAUUAAUUUACUUGAAAAUAAUGUAGAUUUAAACUUAGUAUAGGCGCAUGUCUAAUGUGUUGGUGUACUAUAAUUUACUUGAAUAUUAUUAAUAGUUUGGUAUCGC